AUGGUUUCGGCACACCAACACCCUCCACCGGCCAUCCCCCCGUCGCCGACCCUGUCCAAUCCGGACAUGAUCCUUCCCUUCGAUGACACCGAGCGCGAAAAUUCCACUCCGUCCCCGCCGUUCAAUCUGCCCUCGCUAUCCCACCUUCAGUCCUUCUACGAAAGUCGAACAAACCACGCGAACGGGUACAACAACCUGGACCCAACGAGGACUAGCGCGCCACGGACCCAUAAACAGGCCUUUCCGCGGCACACGUGGAUGAACGAAGGCCUUCACGAUGCUUCCAGUCGUCGCUUAUCAGCCAUAGGGGAAGAGGAUACCACGUCGCCCUAUCGGUCUGGAAGGAAUUCACAAGGCUCGGCGGUGGAACGACAUAGUCGCGUUUUGGACUCGCCAGUAUCGAUGCGCGAGAAAGGCGAUUUCGAAGGUGCUGAAUCCCGAGCGCACAGCAGCUCGUCAAGCUCGACGAUCAGCGGAGCGAGUGAGACUUCGUCAUGGGAUGAGACAAAAGCGCGCGCAGACUACGUGUCUGCAAAAGAGAUUCGUGGAUCGAGAGAAGACCGCCGCGCAGCCCCUGCGCCGUCAAACAGUGCACAGUCGACCUCAAACGCGCCGGCGGCCAAUGAGAAAGACGAUCCGGACGAGGACUUGUCCGCGAUCAUUUUGGAGAGUGAGGCAGAGCGGAUUUUAGAGAACGCGAAGAGACGAUUGUCGCUUAUGGAGGGAAACUUAACACGAGCUCGCUCCACAAUGCGCUCAACUACUCCGUCGCUUUCAUCCUCACCGGUGCCUUCCGCUCCCUCGCCUGGUCUAGGACAGCCCGUUGGUGGCUUGUACCAGUCGAUUCACCGCGCAGCUGACCGCAGGUCCUCCAAUCUCCGGCCACGACAGACAUAUAAGUCGCAGGUUACAAGUAACAAUAGGCAUUCGCGAGUUUAUAGCGAGACCAACCUGCCGUCCAACCCACGGGAUGUUGGGAAGACUAUGUCCCGAUCUGUGAGCGCGAUGGGCUCUAGCACGAGCUCCGACUUCCAUAAUGAUGAGCGCUCUUUUCAUUACGCGCCCACUCGGGCGUAUCUUACUCACCGCGCGUCGGUCUCGUCUAUACAGCAGAAUCACUUAGUUCCAUCUGUGAAGGAACGCGCAUCCUCUAAUUCGCCUUCGAUUGAAGGAGUAGAGGAAGAGGAGGCGAAAAUCUCGAAUAUGGAAGAAUUCAAUACUGCUUAUCCAGUUCAUGACCCCCCUUCUCGCUCCCAAUCCCAGCUCCAGGUGCGCGACCUGCAGGAUCAGAUGAAAGGGCUUCACAUCAAGAUCUCGACUCUGAAGGUGAAGGCACAGGAGGAUGGUCUGCGGCGCCGCAGCCUACAGAGUUUGCGCACGCCCAGCCCUUUGACAGCCGCAAACCAUUGGCCUUCCGAGGCUCUGCAGUCGUCGGACGGCGCUAUCGUUGCAGCCUUUGAACUAACCGACCAUGAGAGCGAUCACUCGACCGCGGAAAGCCUCUACGAAGAUGCAGAGGAGGACAUCGACCGUGAGGCGUUAGAGGAGAUUCUACGAGAACCUCUGGAUGAUGACCUCGCUGAUGGCGAGCUGGAGUCGCUUCCAGCGGUUGACGAUACUCCGCACGAAGAACGUGAGGACGCUUUUGACUACGAGCACUUUAUUCUGCAUAGCGCAUUGGGCAAUUACACACAGACGCGACUCCGUCGGCAAAGCAAUGCGUCGGAAACGUCAGUUGAGACCACCCGGCCAAUCAACAAGCGCCGCUCUAUGCGUUCUAUAAAGCAUUCCAGGUCCAACAGCAACAACUCUAUAUCCACGAUCGCAACCUUUGCAACAGCCGCGGAAGGCAGGGACGACAUCGAAAGUGUUCUGUACUGGGACCGGAAAUUUAAUGAUGAACCCGAGGAUGAACAAACAGACAUCGACCCUGAACCAGAACGCAACCCUCGCAAAUCGCUCGCAGUCGAAUCGGUCGCCUCACAGCGUCCUGACUCUGCAGCAACCGGCUCCGCAACACCAACGUCGCUUGCCUCGUCGCUUGUCUCGACAGUGCGUGCGGCAGCAAGCCCACAUCCAAACUCCACGAACAGCCACCUAGGUAUUAAUGAAGACGACACUCGGUUGCUCGAACAGCUGUUCAAAAGUCUAGGCGACGUUUGCAUGAACUUGCAGGAACUUACGACGUCACCGGACUAUGACGAGAAGCAAGCGAAGCUACUCAGGCGACGGUUAGAGGCCGCGAGGCGCGUGCUUGAUGGCGAGCUUGAUUGAUCGACGGAAUUUCCUUAUCUAUAAUUAAUGGUGGUGAUUUUUGUGAUACCCAUAUAUAUAGUCUAUUUAUUUGAGGAAGAGAUAUAUGAGAGUAUUUAUUAGAUUUUUUACAGUAACUGCAAGAGAUUAGGGAUUAGCACAGCACGUGUUGCCGCGUGGCUGGUACGCGAUUUGUCUUUUCGAGUAAACCCAAU
Molecule: messenger RNA, 2468 nt
Organism: Aspergillus nidulans FGSC A4
Lineage: Eukaryota; Fungi; Ascomycota; Eurotiomycetes; Eurotiales; Aspergillaceae
Exons: 4
Coding region: 1-2274 (757 amino acids)
Source: RefSeq, a predicted model, not a curated record